UUGUCUUUCAACAGAUUCUUUAAGGUGGUGGCUUUUAUUGGAGGUUCUUACAACUUUCUAGUUAUUUUUCUUCCUAAUGGAAGUCCGUUGUGGCGAGUGGUGGUCAUCAUAGAUGUGAUUGUUAACAUGGUCCAAGCUUCAAGCGUGGGAGCAACAAUGUACACUUAUUUUCUUCUCCGGGAUGGGAAUUCUCAUGUGAAAUGGUGGCCAGUUUGUAAAGUGUCGCCGGCAUUUUGCUCGAAGGUUUUAGGAGCCACCAUUGCCGGUGCGCUCGGCCUUCUCUUCAACUUCACACUCAUGUGCUACGCAGUUUAUAUUAUUGUCGAUCCUCUUCUCCAUUAUGCCGACCAAAGAGGAUGAUAAGAUUAAUUAAUGGCCUUAAUUUAUACGGAGUACGUCAAUCUAACUAGUGUUUAGAUUGUGUGUGUUCGUGCUAGUCCAAGUUUUACUAUGUUUGAAUGUAUGUUUGAAUGUAUUGUAGUUUUUAAUGACGAUAAUUGCUUCGAAACUCUCGAAUAAAAUGUUCAACUAUCAUUUC
Molecule: messenger RNA, 538 nt
Organism: Cuscuta epithymum
Lineage: Eukaryota; Viridiplantae; Streptophyta; Magnoliopsida; Solanales; Convolvulaceae
Source: the annotation of a GenBank genome assembly